AUGGAUCGAGAGCUUCAUAGGCCUUGUGCAGUUUUUGAUAGUGGUGUUCCCUCAAAGUGGAAAUUGGACCGGACCGAGGGUCGUAACCGUAUGCGUCUUCGUAUGGUGCCCGAUCGUGCUGCUCCGACUUAUGAUUACAAACCGAAAAGACGUCCCACGGAGACAAAUACAAACGAUGUUUUGCAGGUAAACACGAAAACUGGCGGUCUCGCCCCGGCUCAGAACCUUGAUUCAACGUCCAGCUCUGCAGUAUCACCACCUGGAGACCCUGAGAGUCAAAAUGGAUCCGAGGUGAAGACUGAGAAUCCAUCAGAGGAAGAAUCAGGUGAAAUACACGAUAGUGUUGUUCAAGAAGAAGACUUUGAACUUGUUGAUGAUCCUAAUGACCCUGGCGAUGGUGAUGAUGGAUUUGAGGACAAAAAUCGAAAGGUCAUGCGCAGUCUUCAAAGAGGAGAUUCGGUGCAACAUGUUUUUAAUAUUUCUCGAAUCAUUGGACUCGAGGCAGUUGAGGGCUUAUUGAUUCUAGGCAAAGAUUCCCUCUACUUGAUUGAUAAUGUCUUCCAAAGAUCUGACGGAGAAAUCGUGAACGUUGCGAUGGCUCCCAAAGAGGAAAGGGAUCCUUAUCUACAGAUGAUUGCUGGUCACAAGGCGAAUGAGAAAACAACGCAAGCCCUCAGAACUGAGCAAGAAUCGAGAAGUUGGAAGUGGAGCGAUGUCAUCAGUAUUUCUAAACGUCGUUUUCUGUUUCGAGAUGUUGCUGUGGAAGUCUUCUUCACGGAUGGUCGUAGUUAUCUACUUACAGCCAUUUCGGCCACGCUUAGGGAUGAUCUCUUUGCCAGGCUCUCCUCAAAGGCUCCACAUACCAGUGGUAAUUCCGUUUUACCAAAUCCAGAAGAUGGUUGGCGUCUUGAGGCUCUCAAAGUAUCGGAUGACGCACCUGCUACUUUUGGUUCCAAAUUUGGUAACAUCUUCAAUUCUUCUGCUUGGAACCCAGCAAUGCGACGAUGGGCAAAAGGGGAAAUCUCGAAUUUUCACUAUCUAAUGCUCGUCAACACAAUGGCUGGUCGUACUUUCAACGAUCUUACACAAUAUCCUGUCUUCCCUUGGGUUCUGGCCGAUUACACGAGCGAAGAGCUGGAUCUCAACAAUCCUGCUUCAUUCCGAGACCUCACGAAACCUAUGGGUGCGCAGCACAACUCACGUCAAGCAGACUUCAUUGAGAGAUAUAAAACAUUUGCGGAAAUGGACAACACUACACCUGCCUUUCAUUAUGGAACCCAUUACUCGUCAGCCAUGAUCGUUACAUCAUAUUUGAUCAGACUUCAACCUUUCGUCCAAUCAUACCUGCUACUUCAAGGUGGUAACUUCGACCAUCCUGAUCGUUUAUUCUAUUCGAUUGCGAAAGCUUGGGACUCUGCAUCUAGAAAUAACAUGUCUGAUGUGAGGGAGCUCAUACCAGAAUUCUUUUACCUUCCAGAGUUCCUUACAAAUAAUAAUGGGUACAAUUUCGGCUUACGACAAGGGGACGGUGGAGGUAUAGAUACUGUUGCCCUUCCGCCGUGGGCUAAAGGCGAUCCAAAAAUAUUCAUUGCCAAACAUCGCGAGGCUUUAGAAAGCCCGUACGUGAGUAAGUAUCUACACCAGUGGAUUGAUCUUAUUUUUGGUUGCAAGCAACGCGGAGAAGCCGCUGUUGAAAGUGUGAACGUAUUCCACCAUCUUUCAUAUCAUGGUGCAAAGAACCUUGAUACCAUCGAAGAUCCUAUCGAAAGACUAGCUACGAUUGGAAUUAUUCAUAACUUUGGUCAAACCCCUCAUCAGGUCUUUACCAAACCUCAUCAAUCUCGAGAAGAUAUGCGUCAAAGACCGAGACGACUUGACACUUCAGCUGAAUUUCUAACACGUCUACCAUUUCCCUUGAUCGAAAGUCACGAACGUGUCGCAUCACUCAUUUACUCGGCCAAGUUAGAUCGACUUCUUUGCUCUACAGCAUUCCGCCUCAAUCUUCCUCCAACGUAUGAUAAAUACUUAGAAUGGGGUUUCGCCGACAACAGCGUCCGAUUCUACUUCAACGACUCCAAAAAGCUCGCUGGUCUUUUUGAGAACCUUCAUCAAGGACAACUAUCUACCGUCAUUUUUGCAUCCUCACAAACUCUCAUCACAGCUGGUGAAGAUUGUGUAAUUUCCGCGCAUACAAUCAUGACUUCACCAUCUAAACAUGUUGAUCUUCAACCACGCUCGUCUCUCUUCGGACACAAAACACCAGUCACUACUCUUGCAGUCAGUAAAUCCUUCAGUACAAUGCUUAGCGCAUCUUCCGAUGGCCUCGUACUUCUCUGGGAUCUAAAUCGCUUGGAAUUCGUCCGCAAACUCACUCAUGGUCGGCCUGUAGAAUGCGCGCGCAUUAAUGAUGUAAGUGGGGAUAUUAUGUUAUGUCGCGGCCAAAAAGUUGCUCUUUAUACCUUAAACGGAGAAGCACUUCUCGAGCAAAGUGUAUGCGCAGAUCUAGGACAUGAUGAUUAUAUACAUAGCUGUGCAUUCUACGAAGGUACUGGAAAUGAGUGGCUGGAGAGAACAUUAAUAUUCACGGGUCAUAAGAGGGGAAUAGUAUGUAUAUGGCGAAAAGUUGUGGGUAAAAAUAGUGGGAAAUGGGAGUUGGAGUUGGUGAAGAGGUUGGAUCAUGUGGAUGAAGUAAGGAGGGAUGUUAGUGUCAAUAGAUCUACAGGCGCGCAUGGAAGAGUUACGACGGUGAAUGGAAAUGUAGAAGCGGGUAUAAGUUGUGUGGUGCCGAUGGAGAAGGGGGUUUAUACUGGAGAUGAAGACGGGAGAGUGUCCAACGCGAACGAUAAUAUAACUCUAGCAAAGUAA
This is a messenger RNA of Sclerotinia sclerotiorum 1980 UF-70, 2865 nucleotides long. RefSeq lists its product as hypothetical. The coding region runs from base 1 to 2865 and encodes 954 amino acids. The record is from RefSeq and is a predicted model, not a curated record. Gene Ontology annotation, molecular function: protein binding. NCBI's taxonomy places the organism in Eukaryota, Fungi, Ascomycota, Leotiomycetes, Helotiales, Sclerotiniaceae. The transcript is spliced from 2 exons.